Molecule: messenger RNA, 3100 nt
Organism: Lonchura striata (white-rumped munia)
Lineage: Eukaryota; Metazoa; Chordata; Aves; Passeriformes; Estrildidae
Gene: LZTR1
Product: leucine zipper like post translational regulator 1
Cellular component (GO): Golgi apparatus
Molecular function (GO): protein binding
Source: RefSeq, a predicted model, not a curated record
GCGGGGCGGGGCAUGCCGGGAGCUGUAGUCUAAGGGGGCAGGCGUGGGCCAUGGCGGCGGCCGCGGCCCCGGCGGGCGGCGCGGGGCGCUCGAAGGUGGCCCCGAGCGUGGACUUCGACCACAGCUGCUCGGACAGCGUCGAGUACUUAACCCUCAACUUCGGGCCCUUCGAGACCGUGCACCGCUGGCGCCGCCUCCCACCCUGCGACGAGUUCGUGGGGGCCCGGCGCAGCAAACACACUGUGGUGGCUUAUCGGGAUGCGAUCUACGUGUUCGGCGGGGACAACGGGAAGACGAUGCUGAACGACCUGCUGCGCUUCGACGUGAAGGACUGCUCGUGGUGCAGGGCUUUCACGACGGGGACGCCGCCGGCACCACGGUACCACCACUCCGCUGUGGUCUACGGGAGCAGCAUGUUCGUUUUUGGUGGUUAUACUGGAGAUAUCUAUUCCAAUUCAAACCUGAAGAAUAAAAACGACCUCUUUGAGUAUAAGUUUGCAACUGGGCAGUGGACAGAGUGGAAGACUGAGGGAAGGUUGCCAGUGGCCAGGUCAGCUCAUGGUGCAACAGUGUACAGUGACAAACUGUGGAUCUUUGCUGGAUACGAUGGCAACGCACGAUUAAAUGACAUGUGGACAAUAGGCCUGCAGGACAGAGAGCUGACCUGCUGGGAAGAGAUUGAACAAAGUGGUGAAAUUCCUCCUUCCUGCUGUAAUUUUCCUGUGGCAGUUUGCAAAGACAAGAUGUUUGUUUUCUCUGGCCAGAGUGGAGCAAAGAUUACCAAUAAUCUCUUCCAGUUUGAAUUCAAGGAAAAGAUCUGGACACGGAUCCCCACGGAGCACCUGCUGCGGGGCUCGCCGCCCCCUCCCCAGCGCCGGUACGGGCACACCAUGGUGGCCUUCGACCGGCACCUCUACGUGUUCGGCGGGGCUGCGGACAACACGCUGCCCAACGAGCUCCACUGCUACGACGUGGACUCCCAGACCUGGGAGGUCAUCCAGCCCAGCCCAGACAGUGAGUUACCCAGUGGGAGACUCUUCCAUGCAGCAGCAGUUAUCUCAGAUGCUAUGUACAUCUUUGGUGGCACAGUGGACAAUAACAUCAGAAGUGGAGAGAUGUACAGGUUCCAGUUUUCUUGUUACCCUAAAUGCACUCUCCAUGAAGAUUAUGGAAGGCUGUGGGAAAACAGACAGUUCAGUGACUUGGAGUUUGUUUUGGGAGAGAAGGAGGAGCGAGUCCGAGGGCACACUGCGAUCGUCACCGCUCGCUGCAAGUGGCUGAAAAAGAAAAUCAUGCAGGCCAGGGAGAGGGUGAAACAAAAAUCAAAGCAAGACAUUGAAGAGGAGGGACACGCCACAUGCCAGAAGGAUGGGAUUGGUGGGAAUGUCAAGCUGUGCCGACUGCAGCCACUGCUGGAAGUGCCCAUCCGAGAGGCCGAGGCCCAGCCCUUUGAGGUGCUCAUGCAGUUCCUGUACACAGAUAAGAUAAAGUAUCCCCGCAAAGGUCAUGUGCAGGAUGUGUUACUCAUUAUGGAUGUGUACAAGCUGGCCUUAAACUUCAAGCUCUCUCGGCUGGAACAGCUCUGCCUUCAGUAUAUCGAGGCAUCUGUAGAUCUGCAGAAUGUGCUUAUUGUGUGUGAGAAUGCUAACAAGCUUCAGCUGGAUCAGCUAAAGGAACAUUGCCUGAACUUUGUGGUGAAGGAAUCCCAUUUUAAUCAAGUCAUAAUGAUGAAGGAGUUUGAGCAUCUUUCCUCAUCCCUCAUUGUGGAGAUUGUGCGGAGAAAGCAGCAGCCUCCUGUCCGAACACACUCUGACCAGCCGCUCGACAUCGGAACAUCUUUAAUUCAGGACAUGAAGGCUUACCUGGAAGGAGCUGGGACUGAAUUCUGUGAUAUCAUCCUGCUCCUAGACGGGCACCCACGGCCAGCCCACAAAGCCAUCCUGGCAGCUCGCUCCAGUUACUUUGAAGCUAUGUUCCGUUCAUUCAUGCCAGAAGAUGGGCAGGUGAACAUUUCUAUAGGUGAAAUGGUUCCCAGCAAGCAAGCAUUCGAGUCCAUGCUCAGAUAUAUCUAUUAUGGAGAAGUGAACAUGCCUCCUGAGGACUCCCUAUACCUCUUUGCAGCACCUUACUAUUAUGGCUUCUCCAACAACAGGCUCCAGGCCUACUGUAAGCAGAACCUGGAAAUGAAUGUCACAGUGGAGAAUGUGCUCCAGAUCUUGGAGGCAGCUGACAAGACCCAGGCCCUGGACAUGAAGAGGCACUGCCUGCACAUCAUCGUUCACCAGUUCACCAAGGUCUCCAAGUUGCCAAAUCUCCGCUCGCUCAGUCAGCUCCUCCUCCUUGACAUCAUAGAUUCCUUAGCUACCCACAUCUCAGACAAGCAGUGUGCAGAGCUGAGUGCAGACAUAUGACAUGCCUUGGAAAACCACCUUCUCAGUUGUUCCUGAAAAACACUGGCACUUUAGAGCUGGCUCUGGUUUACUGUUGCAUAUGGGGUAGCUCAGUGUCUGCACACUUCACCAACCCUCGAGGAGCAGAGACAGCUGAGGUGCUCUCUCUGGAUUUGCUGGGUUUGUACCUUGGUGCAACUGUUGGACUUCAUUACAUUUGUUACCCAAAUGUAGACCUGAAAUCAUUGCAGGGGUGAAUUAAUUCCACGUGGUUUGGGGAGUUACUAAGUUCAUAAUCAAGCCCAUUAUUUCUUUCAUACUGUAAAAUCAAGCAGUCAUGAGUAAGAGUCACUAAUCCUUUGAAAUACAGUAUGUAAAGAAUACUAUUUAAAGAGCUUCAGCUGACCCAGCCCGAGGGCUGUAAGGGGAAGUCAGAACCAAACUGGGAACAAGAGUGCCUGGUGUUCACAGGGAACUGGCCCUUGGACCAGAAUGUAGUGACUUUUCAGAGACUCCGUGGUGUGGAUUAACAGAUAAGCCCCUGUGCAGCGGCCCAGAUUGGUGGGCUGCAGGAAUCCAGACCUAUGCUCUGCAGCAGGUCAGACUGGAAGAUUACAGCAGUCCUCUCUGACCAUCAAAUCCAUUAAUCCUGUCUUGCUAAGCCUUUCUAAAUCUAUUUAUUAAUAAAGAAUUAGCAUCUUCUCCUGGCA